UAUAAAGAGUGAAGAAGAUGAAGAGAAACCUGAGUUGUCACUGCUUCAUCAGAGUCAGACUGAGGAGAACAGAGCGGACUGUGGAGAACAAGAACCAGCCAGGAACUCAGGGUCUGAUGGACAUUUACAACAAGGUACUGAGGACAAGAAUGAAGACUCUUCUGAGACUGAAGACAGUGAAGAUGAUACGAUGCAGACAAGGAAACCUCAGUCUGAUUUAAAUACAAGAAAUAGCAAACAGCCUCUAAGUGAUAUGAAAUGUAAAACUGGUAAGAAAGCAUUUGGUUGUUCUGAUUGUGGUAAAAGAUUUAGCCAUAAGAGCAGUCGAGCUGUACACAUGAAAAUUCAUACAGGAGAGAAACCGUUUAGUUGCUCCGAGUGUGGUAAAAGACUGAGACGAAAAAGCGAGCUCACUGUACAUAUGAGGAUUCAUACAGGAGAGAGACCGUUUAGUUGUUCUGAGUGUGGUAGAAGAUUUCUUCAAAAGGGUGAUCUAACGGUACAUAUGAGGAUUCAUACAGGAGAGAGACCGUUUAGUUGUUCUGAGUGUGGUAGAAGAUUUCUUCAAAAGGGUGAUCGAACUGUACACAUGAAAAUUCAUACAGGAGAGAAACCGUUUAGUUGCUCCGAGUGUGGUAAAAGAUUCGGACGAAAGGGCGAGCUAACUGUACAUAUGAGGAUUCAUACAGGAGAGAGACCAUUUUGUUGUUCUGAGUGUGGUAGAAGAUUUCUUCAAAAGGAUUAUCUAACUGAUCAUAUGAGGAUUCAUACAGGAGAGAGACCGUUUAGUUGCUUCGAGUGCGGUAAAACUUUUCUUCAAAAGGCCAAACUAACUCAACAUAUGAGGAUUCAUACAGGAGAAAAACAGUUUAGUUGCUCCGAGUGUGGUAAAAGAUUUCUUCGAAAGGACAAUCUAACUGUACAUAUGAGGACUCAUACAGGAGAGAAACAGUUUAGUUGCUCUGAGUGUGGUAAAAGAUUCAGACAAAAUAGAAGUCUAACUGUACAUAAGAGAAGUCAUACAGGAGAGAAAGCAUUUAGUUGCUCCUAGUGUGGUAAAAGAUUUAGACUAAUGGGUAAUGCAACUUCAUAUGAGCAUUAAUAUAAGAGAGAAUGAAUUUACCUGCUCUGUGUGGUUAAAGAUUUAAGUUGCAUCGUUUGCGACAAAAGAUUUAUUAGGAUUUGUCAGCAACUUUUCAUAUUAUCCAUAUUGAUAGUUCACUGUUGUAAAUAGAGGUU
Molecule: messenger RNA, 1239 nt
Organism: Limanda limanda (common dab)
Lineage: Eukaryota; Metazoa; Chordata; Actinopteri; Pleuronectiformes; Pleuronectidae
Product: gastrula zinc finger protein XlCGF8.2DB-like
Exons: 1
Coding region: 191-1051 (286 amino acids)
Biological process (GO): regulation of transcription by RNA polymerase II
Molecular function (GO): DNA-binding transcription factor activity, RNA polymerase II-specific; RNA polymerase II cis-regulatory region sequence-specific DNA binding
Source: RefSeq, a predicted model, not a curated record